CGCCGCGCCGCCCUCCCGGCGGACACACACAAGAUGGCGGCGGCGGCGGCGGCGGGCGGCCGCGCCGGGUGGAUUCUUUGAGGGCGCCGCCAUGUUGGUGAGGGCAAUAACGGCGCCCGGGCUGCGGCGGUGGUGCCGGGGCCGGCGGGGCGCGGCCACCGCCUGUUUCCCGCUGGGCCGGGCGCUGUUGGGCGUGCGGGGCGCCGAAGCCGCCGUGUUCCUGCAGGGGCUGCUCACCAAUGACGUCACGAGGCUGCUGGCGGAGGGCGACGCCCCCCGCGCGCUCUACGCGCACGCGCUGAACGCGCAGGGCCGCUGCCUGUAUGACGUCAUCCUGUACAGGCUCCACAGGAGCACAGCAGAGGAGCCUCACAUCCUGCUGGAGUGUGACAGCAGCGUUCUGGACUCCAUCCAGAAACACCUGAAACUCUACAAGAUCCGCAGGAAAGUCACCAUCAGCCCCUGCCCCGACCUCUCCCUGUGGGCUGUCCUCCCUGGGGAUGCCAGCUCCCUCCCAAAAUGUGCAGACCAGGCUCUGCUCCUCACCCCAGACCCCAGGACAGAGGUCAUGGGCUGGAGACUGAUUGCAAAGAAAGGAGCAAAUCUGUCAGAGAUUAUCCCUGGGAGCCAAGUUGGAGACGUCCAGGAUUACCACAGGCACAGGUAUAAACAAGGAAUUCCCGAAGGGGUGAAAGAUCUCCCCCCUGGAGUCGCCCUCCCUCUGGAAUCCAACCUGGCCUUCAUGAACGGCAUCAGCUUCACCAAGGGCUGCUACAUCGGGCAGGAGCUGACGGCCAGGACGCACCACAUGGGCGUGAUCCGCAAGCGCCUGCUGCCCGUCAGCUUCCCGGAGCCGCUUCCCGCCGCCGGCCUUCCCGAGGGCGCCGAGAUCCUCACCGCGGCGGGGAAACGCGCCGGCACCUUCCGUGCCGGAGGAGGAGAGCUGGGGAUCGCCCUGCUGAGGCUGGCUCACCUCGGAGAGCCGCUCUGCAUCGCCCUGGGAGCGCACAGGGUAAAGCUCCACGCCGCCACGCCGCUGUGGUGGCCCCAAACCGCUGCUAAAUAGAGGAGGGAGCGCCUCAGGGAGAGGUUGGGAAUGCUGCUCUUGGCUGAGGGGGGGUCUUGAAGGAUAAACAGCAGGAACCCAAAGCUGUGGUAGGUCACUGGGUUGGAUCUGCUGUGGAGAAUCCAGGGAAUCGCAGGUUUUCCACUUUUUUAGGGGUGCUGUGAGUUGUUGGGUUGGACGCUGGAUGGAUCUCCAGGCUGACACUCCCUCACACUGUGCUCUCCCAAGCGAUGGCAUCAGGAGUUUCCCUGUGCCGUGCACUGAUUUUUUCAGUUCAGAAUAACCAUUCUGUGGUAUAACAAUUCUGUUGUUUUUUGUGGUUUUUUUUUUCGUUUGGGUUUUUUUUUUGUUUGUUUUUUUUUGGUUUUUUUUUUUGAGUGGAGGUCAUGCUGCUCUUAUCGAAAUGUAUUCUCAGGCUGAAGUUUUUUGCUGCAAAUUGAUCCUUGCAUUGAGCUUCUUAAACUUGCUGAUGGGGCGGGCGUUUCUUGCCACCACCGGAAUUGUGUUCAGAAAGAGGAACACCUUGUGCUUCACAUGUCAGAGCUUGAUUUUAACUCAUCCCAGCUGGGAAAGAAAGGUCUCAAACCUCCUGUCCUGUCUCCUGCUUUGGUGCCAGUGGAGGGAGCAGAGUUCCUCUGACUCCCUUCCCUCAAACCAUUUUUUUGGGAGAGGAAAAGGACAUUUUCAAUGCUGCACAUGCUGGCUUGGCCUGGCCUUGCUGAGGGAGGAUUUUCACCAUGUUCUGGCUCUGCACCUCCACGUUUUCUGUGUUCCUCACACCCUGUCCCUGCUGCCACCUGCAGUUUUGGAUGGAGGUUUCCUCCAUGGAAAACCUGGGGAUUUCUCCAUCCACCACCCCCAGCGUUUUCAGAGCAGCCCAAUGCUUUGGCAUUUCUUUGCUUCAUUUUUUUUUCUGGCUGCCAACACUCCUCUGCUUCCCCAAUUUUUCUUCUUGCUGCAACACAUUCCUCUCUUAUUCCAAAGCCAGCCAGCUCUGUGCCUCCUGACCCUGUCAACCUGCAGUGAUUUGUAGGAACCUUUUUUAUUUUUGUAUUGUAAUCAAUCAGUUUCACAAUGAGAGAACUGCCCAGGUGAGAUCCCAUUUUGUCCAAAACAAAAAAAAAAAGCGCCUUUGCAUGAAUAUUUGUAACAAAACCCGUCCAAAAUCACGUUCUGCCUCCGUUUCAGUGUUACAGUGAAAAGGAAUUUGUCUGUAAAAAAAAAAAAUGCUUAUAUUGAUUAAAACUCUAUGGUUGCUGUAAAA
Molecule: messenger RNA, 2330 nt
Organism: Taeniopygia guttata (zebra finch)
Lineage: Eukaryota; Metazoa; Chordata; Aves; Passeriformes; Estrildidae
Gene: IBA57
Product: iron-sulfur cluster assembly factor IBA57
Biological process (GO): iron-sulfur cluster assembly
Cellular component (GO): mitochondrial matrix
Molecular function (GO): protein binding
Source: RefSeq, a predicted model, not a curated record